Molecule: messenger RNA, 2855 nt
Organism: Diaporthe batatas
Lineage: Eukaryota; Fungi; Ascomycota; Sordariomycetes; Diaporthales; Diaporthaceae
Exons: 2
Coding region: 146-2200 (684 amino acids)
Molecular function (GO): protein binding
Source: RefSeq, a predicted model, not a curated record
UGAUCUCCUGGACAUUCAGACUUGGCACGUGAUAGUCUUCAGAAGCUCUUAUCAGCGAUAGCUACCCCCAGUUUGGAGCUUCGUCCUUCGCAUCGCAGCGCAUACAGAAUUUUGGCACAUCUCCCGCACCCGUCGCGACAAGGCAAUGUCUUGCGCGCGCAUCACUAUUGAUGGGCUAUGGCGCUGCCUCUGUCCCUCCAUUGAUGCCACUGUGACCAAGUACAUUACCACCGCACACCGCCGUCCUCGCCCACUCCAAGUCGCCUCCUCGCCGCGAUGCCUUCACACCACCGGUCGCCUUCAUGAGAGCGGCGCGAAGUCCAAGGAGGACCCUUUUGCCUUGCUUUCCGAUGCAGUCGACGAAAAGAAGACCCACAAGCGCCAGAUUGCUCCUGACUGGCUUGCGCAGGAGGCCCCGAAGGAGCAGUCUCUGGAAAGAGCAAGUACGAGUCCAACAGACGAGAGCCAGCUCCAUACGGACAAUACAUCCGAGGGCAACGAUGCAACACUCGAAAGCAAGCCUGCGGUGCAUCUCACCAAUCCUGGGAUCUUCAAACAUGCCUCGGACGGUCAGGGCGGUCCGGACGACAUGGUCCAGCGGCUGUUCUCGGGCAAGCGGCUCGCCGAAGACCUCCCGCGCGCGACUACCGAGCAGAUUUACCAAACCCUGCGAAGGUUGAGAACCUUGGGGCAGCCAAAGUACAGGCGGACCACGGCAGCGCUUGUCAGACAUCUGCUUGCGUCUGGGGAGGCGCCGGACACCUUCCUUUACGAGACUUUCCUCAUGGCACAUGCCGCCACAGAUGGGUCUGCCGACGUCGUGAAUGGGCUUCUUCGGGAGAUGAAGCACAGGAAGUUGCCCUGGUCGUCUACGGCAUACCACGCCGCCCUGCAGGCCUUGGCGAUACACCCUGAUUACCUUCUCCGCAACACUAUUAUCAAGGAGAUGAAAGAAAGAUGGUUAGAGAUAAGCCCCGAGGGCCACCAGCACAUUGCCAUUGGGCUACUUCGGGACGAGCAGUACGAGCUCGCCCUGGAGAAGCUCCAUGAAAUGUAUGAGAAGGGCCUCAAGGUCGAGGGCUGGGUAUUCGACAUCUUCAUUUAUGUUUUCGGAAAGAUGGAGUUCCUCGAUGACGCCCUACGGAUAGUUCGCCACAGGCUCGACAGAGGCCAUGAGGUUCCGGUCAACAUCUGGUACUUUUUGCUGGAAGUGUGCAGCAAAGGUCAGAACAUUUCGGCAACGAGAUACAUAUGGAACCGUGCUGUCCAGUCAGGUAUCGUGAACCCCUCAGAUGGCGUGGCACUGAGCGUUCUCAAUAUGGCUGCGGUCUACGGAGACACGGAUCUUUGUACGCCGGUUAUAGAGUAUCUGGCAUCACGGGGCACGAGGCUGAACCGUCACCACUACGAAGCCUUGGUUGACGCGUAUGCCGCCCAGGAGAAUGUCGAGAAAGCACUUGAGGUAUACUGCAUCAUGCAGGCUGCUGGCGUUGAAGUCACCAACACGAGCACUGGCUCUCUCGCGUUCGCCUUGACCCGCAAUUCCACUCUCAUCGAUCAGGCUAUCCACGCCUUGUCCCGGCUUCGUGAGAAACACAGCGUGCCCAUCACCGUCUUCAAUUGUGUGCUCAAUGAGAUUGUCAAGGCCGACGCGGAACAGCCUGAUGACUCGUUCGCCAAGGCUCUUGGUCUCUACCGACGUAUUCGAGAGUUCGUUCCCGAUGGGCCGAACUUGGAUACUUUCAGAAACCUGCUGUGGAAGUGCACUAGGCCGGAGCUCGUGCAGUUCUUUUCAGGCGAGAUGUACCACUUCAAUAUCAAGCCAAACUUGGUCAUCACGAAGCACAUGUACAGAAUCAAUGUCGAAUUCAACGGGCCGAGCCACAGGGCCAAAGACUACUUCUUCAAAGUUGCUCCAUACUUCAACGCCGGGAAGGACCUCUCAAAGGGGCAGCGAAAGACGGAAGUCAUGGACCUGUCCGUCAAGCUUAUCAAGAGGCUUGUCGGCGAACGGGACCCGGAGGCCUGGCGUAUAUUGGACAUCUGCAAGGAAAACGGCCUAGAAGAGGAAACGAUCAAUGCUUUGCGUGCGGAGGUCGAGGCUGGGACCAUCACAGGAGCCAGGGCUUCCUCCCGGGAUGGAUUGGCUGAUCAAGAUUCAGGCUCUAGCCAAAGGGUCGACGCACAACCGUUUGUUUGAGUUGAAAGUCGAGAAAGCAUCGCAUACGUUCGAGACUACCAUAGAGAGCGGCCGGGACAUGCUGCUGCGGGAGCAAGGACACCGGCGCAGCAGAAGGCUAUCUUGCAACUUUGUAGACUCCGCAUACGGCGAACUUGCUGCAAGGACGGGGCUGGGCUCUUGCUCGGUCGGCGCCUUGUUGCUGUGCGUCAUGGGGCCUGGCCGAGAAGCCGUUCGAGUCCACUAAUACAAGCAGAGUCCACUGUGAGGAGAUAUGUCUAAGUUCAAUCGAACAGCAAAGUGCAGGAAGGUUUUUUCCUCAGAUGUUCUCCUUUCCCGGCAAAUUGACUCCUCAUAGCGACAGGGCAAUCAGGUCGGUCUAGUGUACAAACCAUGUAGUCUUGGUAACUACGGAGUACAGGCGACGGCAACAUCGGGACGCAAGCCGACGAGAUUUGCGGGGAGUCCGCGGCGCUUCGAACCCGAAUAUGAGUUAACCCCCGCACCAUGCUGUAAAGAGAUCAUCGUUUGCGUGACAUUGGCGGAAGAAAUCAGUACGACCUUGUUAGUCUCGCCUGGAAUUAUGAAAAGGUCCGAAGGCAACAAAGAGGGUUCAGUAGUAGGAAACCACAUUAUCGUGUCCCACCGGCGCGCACGUGCGGUGCAAGGGCAAUAA